UUCUCGAAAUCAAUAAAAAAACGCAGGUGAUACGGAGAAAAGAAAAAAAUGAACAGACGGCGUCGUUUCAAAGCCAAUGGCCUUCGGGUAUCAUAGGCCCAGCCCACUAGCCCAGGCCUGAAACCCAAAACCGCCUUUUUCGCUGUGUUUUUUUUAACUUUUAAUCAGUAUUAUUAUUAUUAUUAUUAUUAUUAUUAUUAACCCGUCUGUUAACUGUUCUCUCUUGCUGCGAAACAAUGAAAUCGUCGUCGUCUCGCCGGAGAAGAAGCCGAGAGAAAUUGGUGGGGAAGGUAAAUUGGCCAUCGGUCCAUGGGAAAACCUGUCCAAUAUGCUUGGAAAACCUCGACUUGAGAAGCUCGGCGGUUCUCAGCGACUGUAAACACGCUUACUGCUUGGGAUGCAUAGGAAAAUGGAGCAGAUUGAGACGGAAAUGCCCUCUCUGCAACGCCGACUUCAACUCUUGGUUUUCCCAUAUUAGCCUUUCUUCUGGGAGCUUCCACAAACAGCAUUUACCACCUCUAAUUGACACUUCCAGGAAAAAGCCCCGAUUCCAAGAACAACAUCCUCCUCAACGGAGUGUGAUAAAUGGUGUACACAGUCGAACAAGGCCAUUGCCAUGGCGGAGAUCUUUUGGACGGCCAGGAUCUGUUGGUGAUGAUGUUCUUGCUGCGAGAAAACUUCGAUGGCGUGCGAGUAUUUACGAGAAACGCUUGGAAGCUGUUCCUUUAUCUCAUGAACAGAACAUAUUAGGAAAUAAUGGUGUUAAAGAAAGAAUUUUGCGAAGAAUAGAACCAUGGAUAAGGAGGGAGCUGCAGGCUAUCCUGGGGGACACAGAUCCAUCUAUUAUUAUUCAUGUGGUUGCCUCAGUAUAUAUUUCAUUCCUUGAAUUGAGGGUUCAUACUGCUUCGCCACAGCUUGAUAUGGGAGAUAACUUCCUUGCACCCUUACUGCCUUUCCUGUUGGACAGAACAAAUAUGUUUUGGCAUGAAUUAAGGUGAGUCAAGCAACAGAGCUGGUUGGAACGCAACUAGUAAUGACCAAAUGCUUAAAGUUUGGCACUGCACCUCUUUCCAUUUCCCACGUUUUUAUCACCAUAGAAUCCAUUUUAAUAACUUCCAGUUGAGGAAACUCACCUGCCAUGAAACUGAUUAUCUUUUUCUAGGACGUGCCAAACUGUUCAAUGGAAUGCCUACAUCUUUCAACUUCAAAAUCCGAAGGUUAGCAAGUUUUCCAAGGAUUCAGAAGUGCUUCUCCCAUAAUGGUUGUCACGAUGAUGGUCAUCUUGGUCACUGUUUGUGGGAGGAUAUUAUUAAAACUGUGAUUACGAUGAGACCACCAGGAAAGGUAAACACUCAAUAAUUCUGAUGCUUUAUAGUUGGUCCAACGUUGGAUUUCAUUACCUACACAGAAAAAGUGCAGUUUAUUUAGAUUGGGGAAUAGGGACUUUCUUAUGAGAAGUUCGGUUUUCUGAUUGAUAAUUAGACAUGGAAGGGAUUAUAGGUUCCCAAAAGCUGCAAUACCUAUUAUUCUCCCUGCUGGGUCAGGUAAAUGAAAUCCUCCACCUACCAUAAACCAUAUAUAUAUAUAUAUAUAUAUAGAUAUAACAUCUACAGCCUCGAGAGCCACGUCCCUUAUUUGGUUUAUUGUCUCCCUCACCACUUUACAUCGGAGUCUUUAAGGAAGGUAUUGAUGAUUCCCAGAUCAUCUUGAAGUAAACAGACUUGAUCCUUCACUUCAAGGAGCAAAUUUGGUUCAUGUCCAAGCAGCUUUGUGAAAUUCUCCAUAAAAACAGGAACAACGAUAUCUGCCAUUUUUUCUCCACUCGGCUCUGAGAUCUCACAAAAUUUUCAAGAUUCUUGGAGUUCUCUGAACAAUGUAUUUACACCAAACCAUAUGAUAUAUUCAUAUUCAUAUUCCUUUGGAACUUGUCUAUCAAUGAGAAAAUGGAUGAGGCUUUCAAAGCAGCUUAGCUAAUUGUUUAUUAAUUAAAAUGUUGUAGCUUGCUUAAUUGGUAUCAUUGGAAAUGAAGAAUGAGACAAGCUUUAUAGGA
Molecule: messenger RNA, 2050 nt
Organism: Ziziphus jujuba (common jujube)
Lineage: Eukaryota; Viridiplantae; Streptophyta; Magnoliopsida; Rosales; Rhamnaceae
Exons: 5
Coding region: 237-998 (253 amino acids)
Biological process (GO): protein monoubiquitination; protein polyubiquitination
Molecular function (GO): ubiquitin protein ligase activity
Source: RefSeq, a predicted model, not a curated record